Molecule: messenger RNA, 2287 nt
Organism: Leucoraja erinaceus (little skate)
Lineage: Eukaryota; Metazoa; Chordata; Chondrichthyes; Rajiformes; Rajidae
Exons: 6
Coding region: 984-1634 (216 amino acids)
Cellular component (GO): plasma membrane
Source: RefSeq, a predicted model, not a curated record
GGGUUGACAGGGAACGAUAGAUCAGCCAUGAUUGAAUGGCAUUGAAGAUUUGAUGGUGCCGAAUGGCUUAAUUUGGUCUUACAAUUUAUGAAUUCAUGAAAAAAGUGCUGGACUAACUCAGCGGGUUAGGCAACAUCUCUGGAGAACAUCGAUAGGUGAUGUUUUGGAUCAGAACCCUUCCUUUCUCCACUAAUGUAAACCCAAAGGAUUUAUAUUUCAUUGUUUGCCAUCUCAGGCAAAAAAUGAUGGCAUCACUCAGCAGGUCAGGCAGUGUCUGGAGAUAGAAACAGGGUUAAAUGUUUCAUGUCCAAAAUCCACCAACAAAGGUGGGAUAGGGAGACACAAGAAAGUGCAGGUGCUGGAGUCUUGAGUAAAACACAAAAUGCUGAAGGAAUUCAGCAUAGACAAUGUUUCGGAUUGGGACCCUUCUUUGGGAAAGAGGAUGGGUUUCAGAUCCUGCCUGUUCACCGAUCAGUGUAUCAUGUGGUAAUAUAAGCUCCAGGCGGCGAACUCUUGCUUCUCUUUCCACAGAUGCUGCCUGACCAGCUGAAUGAUUUCGGCAUUUUCUGUUCAUUUUUCAAUUGUUCCACCCACUGCCAGCCUGACGUGUGGUGAUCUUGUACAACGUUCUGUCUUGUCAAUGUCUGCGCCUGUUUCCACUGACUCUGGAGCGGGAGAGGCUUUGAAUAGGCUUUGAGCUGCGGCGAUCCUCUCCCUUCCACCCCACCACCUCCACGAACAGGGUCCACCUUUCCCGACGUGAGGCUCAGCCGCCGCUGAUCGAGAAGAGCUGAAAUCAAGGCAACUCAUCUCGGCUCACUGACAAGUCAGAUGACAAUUACUGAUGCAAACAAACGCAAGCUGAGCCUGCCUGGAGUCGGGGCGGCCGGGAUCCUGCAAUGGUCCCCGGCCGGGAGGGCAGACUUUGGAACCAGCAGCCUCCCCCCGCCCAAUGACCAGCUGAUGGAGAUGGUGUGAGUGGAAUGGAUGAUGACUGCAAAAAAUGGGCACAAGUUUUAUGGAACUACCUUAAAUUGGGACAACCUCUGGUGAAGAGCGACGUAAUUAUUGGCCUGGGGUGCCAUGAUAUCCGUGUGGCUGAAAGAGCUGCACAUCUCUAUCUGGAAGAGUGGGCUCCACUGAUAUUGUUUACUGGUUACCUGGGAAGCCAUACCGUGGGUGUAUGGCAUAAGGCGGAGGCAGCCAUUUUUGCCGAAAAUGCAGUUAAAUUGGGCGUUCCUGGUGACAAGAUUAUACUGGAAACAAAGGCCACAAAUACAGGCGAGAAUAUAAGGUUUGCAUAUCAAACGCUGAAGGAAAAGAAUAUCCCAGUGAAGAGGAUUAUUCUAGUCCAACAGCCGUUUAUGGAACGCCGUGUUUACGCAACCUACCUUCGACAGUGGCCGGAAGACAAAGAGAAUGUGCAGGCCAUUGUCACAUCUCCAAUAAUGGAACUUGAAGACUACCCAAACAAGCAUGUGGGCAAUAUGGACAACUUAAUUGAGUAUAUGUUGGCUGUUUUUGAACGAAUUCGGGAUUACCCAAAGAAGGGGUUUCAGGUGGAGCAAGACAUUUUUCCAGAGGUUUAUGAAGCCCAAUGGAAACUAAUACAAGCCGGUUACCAACCCAAAUAAAACGUUCCACAGAUGAAACGCUGUAUCAAUUUCAAGUUUUACAUCAAAUGGACAUCGCAACCUUCCUGCACUCGAUUUUUAUUUACAUUAAUUUUGUAUUAAAAUUGUACUUUUACAAGGGUAUUGAUUAAGUAAAUCAUGCAGAACUAGUUAUUAAACUGGCCACGGUUUCUGAGUUGAAACCAAGGAAGGUGGAUCACACUAUUUUUUCCUUUAAGACACAGCAUAAAUACAAAAAUUAUACUGUGAAAUUGCAGAGAGUAAUAUCAGCGAUAAUUAAAGGACAUAUUGUUAAUAAUAUUUUGUAAGAAAGAAGUAUUAAAUGUAACGGUAUUUUGUAAGUAAAUCAUAGAAAGGUAACCAGUUAAUCUCAAAAACUUUCGGAAUCCACUGUUCAGCAAUAUAGUUACUCAAGUCUGAAGAAGGGUCUCCACCCAAAAUGUUGCCCAUGCUUUUUUUCCAGAGCAGUUGCCUGACCCGCUGAGUCACUCCAGCACUUUGUGUCUAUCUAUCAUUACUCAAGAUUCUACUGAAAUGCUAAAAGGAUGUAACAACCUUGUUUGACACGGCAAGUAACAAUGGAAUACUCUCACCAUUAUUUGUAACACCCUCAAAACAGUCAAAGCAUGCAGAAUAAAAUACACUUACCAUCA